GGGAGAUCCGUUUCUUUUCACAGAUCUGGUCUCUUGGUUCCGAUGCCUUAUACGCUCGCAUUUGUUUUUGAUAGGAUUUUACAAAUCGAAAUCUCCACGACGCGACUCGUUGAUUUCAAUUUUUACAGGUCUUCGUCCUACGCCCUCACGUUAUGCUGUGAUGAAUAACGAUGUGGAUAGCUUAGUGCUGCUGUGUUUUUCCCUGUUUUUCAGGCGUAAGUACCCUUAAAUGGAGGAAGUAUACCGAUACAUAGCUGUCAGCUUUCAUGUAAGUUGAUACUUAGUCGCGAAAAUUUAUUAAAGGGCUUGCUCCGGAGGGGAGAACUCGAUAAAAAUAUUCCUGUCAAAGCAAAGUCAUGUUUCGCGGUAUCAAGUUUGGCGCUUCCUCCACUGGAAAGGCAAAGAAGGACAAGAAGGAAAAGAAGAAAGCCAAAAAGGAGAAAAAGAAACACAAGAAGCGACGGGCCGCUUCCUCCUCCUCCGACGGCGAAUCAUCAGACGAGGAUGCGGUUCAGGAACCAUCUGUGCGAGCAGGCCGAGCUCGAUCAGACGAGGAUGAUGAAGACGACUUCAUGAAGGCCCCUGUUCUCCCGGAGGACGAACUUGAGCUCGGCACUGAUGUGAGAAAUAAACCGCCCGUAAUUGGAAAGGAACGCAAAUCUUCUAAAGCGGCAGGCUCUUCGUCUUCUUCCCCCGCUCGAGCCGAGUCCCCGAAAAAUAAACCUUCAUCUUCUUCAAACCCACCAGCGACCGCCGGCGGCGACGCAACCGCGAAAGAAGCCGCCGCUGCCGGCAGUACUAACCAGCACGGUCCCUUAGACCUGCUUUCUGCGUUUGGUGCGCAAAUAACCGACUUGGAGAGCCGCGCAGACCGCAAAAAACGCGAGCGCAGGGAACAGAAAGAGGAACAAGAUCCCACGGCGCGAAAAGUGGAUCUGGACACCGGCGUGGCCCACGAGCGAGAGUUGAACCCCGCGGCCUACGACCCCCAGCUUGCCGCCGCGCAGCUCGCCAAGGACGUGCACAGUGGUGGUGGCUGGGACCUGCCCGCGCAUCUCCGCAUCGGGGACGGGGGCCGGGCCUGGGAAAAGCGGGCGCGGCAGCGUGAGCGCGAGGAACAGCAGGAUCCGGAGGCGUUCAAGAAUGCGUUACCGGUAAAGAGAAGCGGUAACAAGGGCGGCAAGGGAGGUGGUGGCGCGGCGGAGCAGGCCGCAGGAGCGGAAGAGGACCCCGACGAACAGAUCGAUCAUAACGAGGACUUGUCUAUGUACGAAUGGGGAAGUCAGAAGAAGAAACGACCACAGUUUAAGGGCAGACCCACCGGGCAGAUCAACGACGAACACGGAAAUCCGAUCGAAGACGGGACCACGAAGGGAGGCCAGAAUCGCGGAAAAAAUAAGCUCGAUCACGGCAUGUCGCUGGAGGGUCUGAUAGGGGGUGGGGAUGAGGACGAUAUUCCAGGGAAAAAUAAAGGUGGAAAGAAGGGCGAGAGGAAGGGCGGUUAUAGUACUAGCGGCAAAGGCGAGGUCGACGAGAACAACCGGUCUUACCACAACAAUUCUUCGCGCAGAGACGACCGCGGGCGACGCGACUCUCGACGCCGACGAGAUUCGCGAUCGCGAAGAGGUGGAGCACGGUCGUACUAUGACGAUCGGCGGCGAGGAGGAGGUCCACCCGGCGACGACGGCGCGGAGGAGGAUGAUUUCGGUGCGUUGCGGAAAAAGUACGGUGCAUCCGGAUCAUCGAGGCACGACCAGCGACGAGGAGGAGGUCGACGCGAAGACUCUCGCAGAGGACGCGGUCGCGAGAGGGGUGGUCGCGCUGACAACGCAGCUAGUAGAGCCGAGGAGGAAGAAGACCACGCCAAAGCUGCAAAGAUGAAGCAAGACGAGGAAGAAAAGUCUCUGGACCGCAAUCAGCUCCAGGCACGAGCGCUCCAGGCAAUGAUGAGCGGUGACACGAAGACCUACGACCGUCUCACCGCGAUGCUGCAGGACAAGCCGCCGCUGCUGAACGAGGAACCGGCGGACAAGGGCCUCAGCAAGAAUAGCAAAGGGAAGAAAGGCAAGCAGAAGGGAGGCGACAGUAGCAAGAGCGGCAAAGGCGCGGAGCCACUGACUAUCGAGGAGAUGCAGCGGCACGCGAAGCUUGGCGGCGACGACCACGAGAAGCUGUUUGUGGAUCACAUCCGCAAGCGCGGGCGUAAUUUCAUGGACGUGACAGAUGACACCUACGAGGAAGACGGCUCCUUCAAUGACAACUUUGUGGAGAAGAAGCGCAAGCGCGGGCAGCCACCGCCGAAGGAAAAAGAGAUGAAUAACAACAACGCGCUGGUCACUAAGGAGAAAUUGGUGAAUUUGAAGCGCUGUCCGCACUGUUUCGAGUCCGCCAAGUUUUCCUACCGAUCCGAAUCAACGGCAAAUGAGUUCUACGACGACGACUCUGAGCAGGGUACCAAGGUGAGAAACAUUAACAUUAUUUCCGAGUCGGAUCUCUGCUAUGUCGCGGUGGAGAACUCUCAAGUGGCGUUUCUGGAGCAGGAAAUCAUCAUCGUGCCCUGGGAUCACGUGGACACUAUUUCUGUGAACGACAUGGACGAAGACACUUUUAAGGAAAUCCGAAACUACCAGAAGUCCCUCGUGAAGUUCUUCGACGAAAAGUUUCAAAAGGCCUGCAUUUUUUGGGAGGACGUGCAGCAGGUGCCCACGCCGGAUCAGCAGCACCUCGGCGCGGGAAGGCACUGCGUGGUGCGGUGUUUCCCGGUGGAAAAGGAGUUUCUCACCGAGCUGCAGAUCUACUUCCGCGAGGCCUUCAAGGAAAACGCCGGCGCCAGCGACGAGUUCGAUCGCGUGCACAAAAACCUGAUCGAAAUCCCACCGCACUCGUCGAACAGUAUUCGCGACAAGAUCGCGAAGCGUUUUCCCUACGUGUUCGUCGACUUCGGCCUGAUGAAGGGGUAUCUGCAUCCCGUCGACCAUCCGUUGCCCCGGGACUUCAUCAAACACAUCUUCUGUGGUUGUCUCGACUUGGACUUCCUCACCCACAAAGCGUAUUCCUCGGCGGAGGAUUACGAAGGAGAGGUCAGGCGGAUCAACAAGCUAUUUACCAGCUUCGACUGGAGCAAAGACCUCGAGCAGCAAGUUGGAGAAUGAUUCUUGAUUCUAUACUGACCACGUUCAUCGUUGUCGCUGAUUUCGUGCUGCAGCCUUUCCCCGGUGCGCCUUAAUCUUGAUUCGCGCGAAAGACAGAGGCCCAGUACGAAACGACACUCGUUGACCUGCUCUCCGAUCUCCUAUCAAAUCAGGAACAAAGCGACACUUUUCACUUUUUCACAUGACGUUUGUCCAUUUUCAAUUUCAGCUAAGAAGGAGGCGGAUGCGGAAGUCGUGACUCAUUGACUCCUUCCAAGGGUGGGCGGUCGACGUCAAGCGACCUGUCAUCUCUUUCGUACAACUGAUUGCACCGCAGUCAGCAUAUAGAAAAGUGUUCAAAUUUGUUUUCUACUUCUUUAUACGUCGAGGAAAUACGUCAAAUGUAUCUCUCUCUGUCAGUCGCCGAAGAGAAAGCGAUGUCGGUCAUUUUCAUUGUACUUUUCGUCCAUGAAUAACAUCGGUAAGAGAGAAAAGUCCUUUUUUCGAAGUCGUGCAAAAACCGUUAGGCGUACAGUUAGUCCAAAUCAUCGUACAACCGCAAAGACAAACUCAAACCGUUGUGUGGGCUUUUUUGUCUAUACCACAUUCCGUAUGUUGGAGGAGCGCCCCCGCGUACUCCUUUUGCUUCAUUUUUUUCGAUUCUCUCAAACGCAAAACCAGUGGAGCGGGG
Messenger RNA from Amoebophrya sp. A120, 3822 nucleotides. The record is from the annotation of a GenBank genome assembly. NCBI's taxonomy places the organism in Eukaryota, Dinophyceae, Syndiniales, Amoebophryaceae.